AUGCUGUAGCAGAGACCAUGGCAGUGGAGGAGGAUUUCCAGACAGUUCCGGCACAAAUUCCAGAUCCAUUGGAGGAUAGCGAAGGUCCAAGGUGUCAGAAGUGUGACACACCAGUGGAAGCUGACCAAAUGGUCUUGAAGCACUUGACAAAAGGCCCACGGAACAAGGUUCUGUGCAAAAGCUGCCGCGCCGUGCAAACAAUGAUGGCUAGAUCAUUUGAUGGCAUGCCAGCCGGAUGGGACACGCUCUCCCACGAGGAAAGCGUCAACUUCUACAAGGCCAUGUUGGAGAAGAAAGGCGAUGGUCCUUUGCGUUUUCAGCUUUUGCGCGCCGAGAUGAAGGCCUGCCUUGUUCACCGUCACAUGGAGGAGACGAAGCGAGGCUUCAACGGAGAGUUCCAUCCCCUUGGCUAUUGGCAGCAGCGUGGCUACGACGUGACCAAGAUCGAGGCCCUUGCAGAGUCCAUGGAGCAUCCAGUGCUAGGCCGCACAUAUCGUGUGGACAUAUUUCACGUGUCCACCGACACCAUCUUUCAGAAGGUCGAGGAGGCCCUCCAAUUGGUCGACAAGGCUGCCAAGCGCAAGCGGAUCCCCAAGGCCAAGGUGGAAGUCGUUGGUGGGAAAGGUUUGACUGAGAAGCAGCUUGCGGCUCUGAAGAAAAGGGAAGCUGCAAAAGCAGCAAAGAAGGCCAGUGCCGAGGCAGCAAAAAACACCAAGGUUGCCACCACUUUGGCUAGCAAGGCCCUGACAUGCUUGCAGCCUGUGUUGGACAGGAUGCAGAAGGCCAAGAAGGGUCUGAAGGAGGGCGAUGCUGAUGCGGCAACCCUGGAGCAAAUGGAGGAGAAGCUGAGCCUGGCUGAGACUGUGGUGUCACAGAUUGAAAUCACUUCGGACAAGGCAUUGGCUGCCGAGAUCAAGUCCAUGAACAACGUGAUCAAGUCCAUCAACUUGGCAGAUCUGGCAAAUGGAUUUUCGGCACUGUACCAAUAUGAUAAGGAGCAACGGGGUUACGUGGCCAACUUUGAGCUCGAGAACUUGAAGGAAACCUGUGUAUGGCUUGUCGAUUUCUACACGGAGAGUUGGUCGAAAGCAGAACUUCUGAGCAAGGCUAUUUUGUGUCUAGCCUGUUUGCGGUGCCAUUUCGAAUUUGAUGUGGCCUUGGAUGAGGAGGCCUACUCAGGCUAUGUGAAAUUUGGAGACCCACCAGGGCGCAGCGUACAACAGAAGAUUGCAGCAUAUUCCCAAGCACAUGGUCGCUGUGUUGCCCUGAAGCGAAGUGAGGUGAGCCAAUGCGUGGGCUACUUGGGGACGGUGCAGCAAUUCUUCAGGGUGCACGAGAACAAGGCAUUCUUCGAUGCGCUAUGGCCUGUUCAACAACUACUCUCUGAG
This is a messenger RNA of Durusdinium trenchii, 1388 nucleotides long. The record is from the annotation of a GenBank genome assembly. Lineage: Eukaryota; Dinophyceae; Suessiales; Symbiodiniaceae.